Messenger RNA from Oncorhynchus masou masou (cherry salmon), 5454 nucleotides. RefSeq names its product amyloid-beta A4 protein-like. Gene Ontology annotation, biological process: axonogenesis; central nervous system development. The record is from RefSeq and is a predicted model, not a curated record. The coding region runs from base 152 to 2410 and encodes 752 amino acids. Gene Ontology annotation, cellular component: cell surface; plasma membrane; Golgi apparatus. Lineage: Eukaryota; Metazoa; Chordata; Actinopteri; Salmoniformes; Salmonidae. Gene Ontology annotation, molecular function: signaling receptor activator activity; heparin binding; signaling receptor binding. The transcript has 18 exons.
GACAGGCUUUGGGGAAGCUGGCCAGCCUCGUUCUCGCUUUCCAUCAUUUAACACGCCAUCGCCAACCGGGAGUGCACGGGAUCGGGAUAGAGCAUCGGAUUUAUCGGAAUAUUUUCCAGAUAUCGGACAAAACUGAUUUAGGGUCAACGGCAUGGGCGAGCGAGCGGCAUUUCUGCUGUUAUGGGUUGCGACCUUGACGCUGGCAUCUGAGGUGCCUUCUGAUGACUCGGUGGGUCUGCUGGCAGAGCCCCAGGUAGCCAUGUUCUGUGGGAAAUUCAACAUGCAUGUCAACGUUCAGAGUGGCAAGUGGGAGUCGGAUCCCUUCGGCACCAAGAGCUGCAUCGGAACCAAGGAGGGCAUCCUGCAGUACUGUCAGGAGGUGUACCCUGAGCUCCAGAUCACUAACGUGGUGGAGGCCAACCAGCCAGUCAGCAUUCCGAGCUGGUGCAAGAAGGGACGCAAGAAGGGACGCAAGGAGUGUAGCAGUCACACACACAUCGUGGUGCCCUACCGCUGCCUGGUUGGAGAGUUUGUGAGUGAUGCCCUGCUGGUUCCUGAUAAGUGCAAGUUCCUGCAUCAGGAGCGAAUGGACAUGUGUGAGAGCCACCUGCACUGGCACACCGUGGCUAAAGAGUCCUGCGGAGACCGCACCAUGAAUCUCCAUGACUACGGGAUGCUGUUGCCAUGCGGCAUCGACCGUUUCCGAGGGGUGGAGUUUGUGUGUUGCCCAGCGGAGACACAGCGCGAGUCAGACAGUGUGGAGCUGACUGAGUCUGAUGUGUGGUGGGGUGGAGACGAGACUGAAUAUACCGAUAACAACAUGCCUCGCCAGGCGGAUCAGGGGGCUGUCACCACUGAGGAGGAUGACGAAGAGGAUGCCUUGGACAGAGACGAGGACGGAGAUGGUCUUGAGGAUGAUGAUGACGAUGAGGAUGACGUGACCGAUGAACGGGACAGUGGUGAAGGCACCUCCAACAUCGCCAUGACAACCACCACCACGACCACCACUGAGUCGGUUGAGGAAGUCGUCAGAGAGGUGUGUUGGGCGCGUGCUGAGUCGGGCCCGUGCCAUGCCAUUCUGGAGCGUUGGUACUUCGUGCCAGAGAAGGGCACCUGUGCCCCCUUCCUCUUUGGAGGGUGUGGGGGCAACCGGAAUAACUUUGACUCAGAGGAGUACUGCCUGUCUGUCUGCAGCACCAGUGUGUUGCCUACCACGGCCCCCUCCCCCCCUGGCGCGGUGGACCGUUACCUGGAGUCUCCCGGAGACGACAGCGAACACGCCAACUUCCAGCAGGCCAAGGAGAGUCUGGAGGCCAAGCACCGCGAGAGGAUGUCUCAGGUGAUGAGAGAGUGGGAGGAAGCAGAGAGACAAGCCAAGAGUCUCCCUCGCGCUGACAAGAAGGCAGUCAUCCAGCACUUCCAGGAGAAGGUGGAGGCCCUGGAGCAAGAGGCAGCAGGAGAGAGGCAGCAGCUGGUGGAGACCCACAUGGCCCGGGUGGAGGCCCUGCUCAACAGCCGCCGCCACAUGGCCCUGGAGAACUACCUCGGCUCCCUGCAGGCCAACCCACCCAGGCCUCGUCAGGUGCUUGGCCUGUUGAAGAAGUAUGUCCGUGCAGAACAGAAGGACAGACAACACACCCUGAAACACUACGAGCACGUCCGCAUGGUGGACCCCAAAAAGGCUGCUCAGAUCCGACCCCAGGUGAUGACCCACCUGCGUGUGAUUGACGAGAGGAUGAACCAAUCCCUGGGGCUGCUCUACAAGGUGCCCAGGGUGGCCAAUGAAAUCCAAGACCAAGUUUCUGUCCUGAUGCAGAGGGUUCAGUCAGAGCUGUCUCAGCAAAUCUCAUCUCUGCAGAGCGAUGGGAGGAGUGAUGGCAGGGUGAGCUAUGGAAACGAUGCCCUGAUGCCCGACCAGGCUUACAGCUCUGCCCCUCUGGACCCUGGCAUGGGCCUGGAUCGACUGGGCUUCAUCCACCCAGAGAGCUUCAAUCAGCCCAACACUGACAACCACGUUGAUCCUGUUGAUGCUCGUCCAGUCCCAGAUAGAGGUCUGCCCACUCGGCCUGUGUCUGCUCUGAAGCCUGAGGAGGUUCCUGAGGUGCGGGUGGAGAAGGAGGAGCGGCAAAGCGCCAGCUAUGAAGUGCAUCAUCAAAAACUGGUGUUCUUUGCUGAGGAUGUGGGCUCCAACAAGGGUGCCAUCAUCGGCCUGAUGGUGGGUGGGGUUGUCAUAGCGACAGUCAUCAUCAUCUCUCUGAUUAUGCUGAGGAAGAAGCAGUAUACCUCCAUCCACCACGGAAUCAUCGAGGUGGAUGCUGCAGUGACCCCAGAGGAGCGUCACCUGUCCAAGAUGCAGCAGAAUGGCUAUGAGAACCCCACCUACAAGUUCUUCGAACAGAUGCAGAACUAAGGAGCUACCCGUUGACCCCUCCCAGACCCUGAACUUCCAUUAACCCCUCACACCUAGGGCCCGUUCCAUUUUGGUCCAUAAACCCCUCACACCUAGGGCCCGUUCCAUUUUGGUCCAUAAACCCCUCACACCUAGGGCCCGUUCCAUUUUGGUACAUAAACCCCUCACACCUAGGGCCCGUUCCAUUUUGGUCCAUAAACCCCUCACACCUAGGGCCCGUUCCAUUUUGGUACAUAAACCCCUCACACCUAGGGCCCGUUCCAUUUUGGUCCAUAAACCCCUCACCCUAGGGCCCGUUCCAUUUUGGUCCAUAAACCCCUCACACCUAGGGCCCGUUCCAUUUUGGUCCAUAAACCCCUCACACCUAGGGCCCGUUCCAUUUUGGUCCAUAAACCCCUCACACCUAGGGCCCGUUCCAUUUUGGUCCAUAAACCCCUCACACCUAGGGCCCGUUCCAUUUUGGUACAUAAACCCUUCUAACUCCUAUUCUAUUGCUGUCAAUGGAUCUGAAAGGACUGAGUAGGUAAAACCAGUAUGACUGAAGUGCCAGAAAAAUCUAGAAUGAAUUGGGUUUGAAUUUGAAUUGUAGUCAUAUUACUUCCAGCUCUCCAGGGGUAGUGCCAAGGAGCUGGGGGCUGAAAUACAACCUAGCCACACUCACCCUUCAUCCGUUGCUCGUAAAUUGCAGCACAUCAACAUUCAUAGCUGCCAUUGGUCAGACAAGGAUAUCCUCAUUCACCUGCAUAUUUUUCUAUAAUAUCCUGUAGUGUUUGUACAGAACAGAGAAGCUCAUUGAUUGAUUCAUCUGUCCGUCUAUCUGUGGGUGAGCCCUCCCCCUCAGGACUCGCAGGUCUAAGAGGAUGAAACAGAGGCCCCAAAUAUCCCUGCAAUCUUCCUGCCUCUCCCCUCCCCCUCCAUCUCUCCCACGCACUCUUCUCCCCUCCCUCUCUCUCAGAUGACAGCUGUGCUGUGUUUAGUGAUGACAUAACAGCUCUUAACACUAGCGAAGGGAGGAGGGUCUCAGUCUGCCCUGAGCUCCUCUCUGUGGGAUUAUACCACAAGGGAGGAGGGUCUCAGUCUGCCCUGAGCUCCUCUCUGUGGGAUUAUACCACAAGGGAGGAGGGUCUCAGUCUGCCCUGAGCUCCUCUCUGUGGGAUUAUACCACAAGGGAGGAGGGUCUCAGUCUGCCCUGAGCUCCUCUCUGUGGGAUUAUACCACAAGGGAGGAGGGUCUCAGUCUGCCCUGAGCUCCUCUCUGUGGGAUUAUACCACAAGGGAGGAGGGUCUCAGUCUGCCCUGAGCUCCUCUCUGUGGGAUUAUACCACAAGGGAGGAGGGUCUCAGUCUGCCCUGAGCUCCUCUCUGUGGGAUUAUACCACAAGGGAGGAGGGUCUCAGUCUGCCCUGAGCUCCUCUCUGUGGGAUUAUACCACAAGCGUUUCAGGUUUUUUUCCCAGAAAAAUGUAUAAAAAAAACAAAAAUAUAUAACUAAUACAUCAGAAAUAUGUAAAAGGCAAAGAAAUAUUGAAUGUUUUUAUUUUGUGCGUAAUGUAUUGAAAUAAGGCAGAAAAAACUAGCUGUAACUAUAUGUAGUGCAUGGUGAUAUUGAUGCCAGACAUACGUAGAGAAGCUGGCUCCUGUGGCAGGACUGGGCCUCUCAUAUAGACUUUUAGCAGGAUUGUACAUUUUCUGUGUCUUCUUUGUGAUCUUGUGAUAUGAAGAAGAGAGAAAAAAAAAGUAUUUAGAAUCUGGUCCGCUUUGUUGUCACUGCGACAAUCUUUAAACAGAACCUGUGCUCUCGUUUGUUUCCAGCCCCUUCCUCGCUCUGUGUUACCUACAUGGACCCAGUUAUCUCUAUCUACAUGUAGCUAAUAUAAUGAUGUGUAAUAGUAUCUGAACGGAAGUCGAUCUGUUUCAUUUAGUCUGGGUGUUACUGGUGUUACUGCUCUGUUUGUUGGUUUAUGUCCCUUAAAUAUUCCACGACUAGGAAUUGUUUCAGCUCCAUUCAUCAUUCCAGAAAUCUCAGCAUUCCACCCUAUCUUUCCUCAUUCCUAUAUAGUCUGUGAACAUCAUUAAUGGAAACAGAUAUCAUUAUUAUGUUUUCUUUCUCAGGCUUUCAGGCUCUUUCAAUCUCUCCUUUCCUCUGUCUAUCCCAUAGACCUCAACCCCCACAACCAGCCCUGCUCCUCUAUCCAUGCUGUCGGCUUGGUGUGUGAACUAUGUUGAAUUGAGAGAGAGAGAGAGAGAAGGGGGAUUGGGUGUGUCAGAUUUGUACAUUCUAAUCCAUUGUCUUUCUGAUCAUCAAACACUUAUUCCCUCCACAAUGUCUCACACAGAACAUACACUAUUUUUCCAUGACAUAGACUGACCAGGUGAAAGCUAUGAUCCCUUAUUGAUGUACAUGUAUCAAACAACCAAGGAAAGAUAAGAAAAACUGUUCUUGUUCUGUGGUGGAUAUCCCCCUCUUGCUUGUUUUGUCAUGUCUCAGACAUCCUGGCUUUAAAAGCAGAGGCUAAAGAAAUACUGAUCUCAGACUAGUUAUAUUGAUCUCGGGACAAUGUGCGUGAGGCAAAAUACAGGGACACUUCAGAAAGCAGCAACUGCACAGGACUUUCAGAUUUAAAUGUGUUAUGUGGAACAGAUGUCAUUCUGUCAGGUAGUUUUGUGUUACAUUUCCAUCUGCAACAUUCUGAAUGUUCCACCGAGCUGAACGCACCCCAGAUCUGGGAUCAGUAUUGAGGCCGUAGUAGACGAGACAUUCCCAUACCCAAAACGGAGCCUCCAAUAGACAUGAAUGUGACAUUCAUAUUGUGCAAUUAUGCCACAGAUCUACAUACUACUACACUCCCUCCCUACACACAAACUGAAGCUCUUAAAUCAGGUAAAUGUUUUGGUGUUAUCAAGGAUACUUGUACAGGGUAUCUCCAGGGGUUAGUGGUUUCAUUUGUUCAUUCUGUGACUUUGUGUACCUAUACAAAUCAUUUGCUUAGACAGAAAAAACGCUUUCUACACUAUCCCAUCAAUAAAAUGUUGAAUGUACAUACAAA